Molecule: messenger RNA, 2179 nt
Organism: Larimichthys crocea (large yellow croaker)
Lineage: Eukaryota; Metazoa; Chordata; Actinopteri; Sciaenidae
Exons: 16
Coding region: 9-2027 (672 amino acids)
Source: RefSeq, a predicted model, not a curated record
CAAAGAAGAUGGGGAUGUUGCUUCCUAGGACUCUGAAUUUGGUUUGGCUGCUUUGCAGUAUCAUCACAGUUUGUGAGUGCACCGUGGGAGAAAAUGCAGCUUCUCAAUGCUACUGUUACCGAAAAACCUGUGUGGAAAAAAAGCCCAACUUCCCCAAGACUGUGUGCAUCUAUCCAGAGGCAGGGUUUUCAUGCUGUGAAGAGCAAGCUUUUAACCCUGCAACGGCCACUUGUUGUAAAGUAGGACAUGGAUCAAACGUAACUGCUAAUGUUACAGAGGGUCUGAGUGAGAAGGUUUCAUCUUGUUGCGGACUGAGGGCAUAUGACUCACUCAAUGAAAUAUGCUGUGGUACAACAAUCAUCGCCAAACCUGCACCAAACAGCCAGUGCUGUGGUCAAGAGGCUAUUGAUGCUGACAAGCACUUAUGUUGUGGAAAGAAUGGCAGCGAGAAGAUCCUGAGGAGAAAUUCCCCUGAUCACGUAUGCUGUGGACCGGAUAAACAGUACAACACUAAGACUGAAUGCUGCAUUUACAAUGCUUCUUUUGAGAUACAUUCUCUUAAUUCUGGCAAUUGUGAGCUCCGCUGCGGUCAGGAUAACAAAAGGAUAAUCCUGAAGAGAAAAUCCAGUGAUCAUGUAUGCUGUGGACCGGAUAAACAGUACAACACUAAGACUGAACGCUGUUGCUUCACUGAUCGAGGUUUUGAGAUACAGUCUAUUCAACACAACUGCUGCAAAAAUGAGUCAGAGGGUCUGAGUGAGAAUGUUUCACCUUGUUGCGGACUGAGGGCAUAUGACUCACUCAAAGAAAUAUGCUGUGGUACAACAAUCAUCGCCAAACCUGCACCAAACAGCCAGUGCUGUGGUCAAAAGGCUAUUGAUGCUGACAAGCACUUAUGUUGUGGGAAGACUGGCAGCGAGAAGAUCCUGAGGAGAAAUUCCCCUGAUCACGUAUGCUGUGGACCGGAUAAACAGUACAACACUAAGACUGAAUGCUGCCAUUACAAUGCUUCUUUUGAGAUACAUUCUCUUAAUUCUGGCAAUUGUGAGCUCCGCUGCGGUCAGGAUAACAAAAGGAUGAUCCUGAAGAGAAAAUCCAGUGAUCAUGUAUGCUGUGGACCGGAUAAACAGUACAACACUAAGACUGAACGCUGUUGCUUCACUGAUCGAGGUUUUGAGAUACAGUCUAUUCAACACAACUGCUGCAAAAAUGAGUCAGGUCAUUAUGAUGCCGCUCCUACUGUGCAUAACGCACACACACAUGAUGGCUGUUUAUUUCAACGGACGCCUCAGACAGAACAAUUUAAUGGCUUACAUAGAAAAAACUGCUGUGGCACUGAAGUCAAUCAUACGGAGAUCUGCUGCGAUGGACACAGGAGAUCUGGACACAGACAUUGCAAACACAUGUACUGUUGUGGAAACCGGGCUUAUAACAUUAAAAACCAACAGAUGAAGUGCUGCUCUGGGACACUGUACAACCUGACACUGUUUAACGUGUCUAAACAUGAGGUGCAGUGCUGUGGAUCUGCUCUGCAAAACAAACAGGAUGUUUGCUGCUUGGGUGAGGACAUGGAGGUGCUAUACUCUGCCAAGGAAGGAUUCAGAUGUUGCGCUCACCACUACUACAACACCUCUCUGUGGUCAUGCUGUGCAGGGCGUUUGAGUCCAAGACGUCAUCAGAACAGGAUGAUUACAGAAUCCACCCUUCUGACCAUGGACAAUCUAACUGAAACACAGCUUUGUAAAGAAAUACUCAUUGGGAUUGUGGCAAGCGUAUCUCAGCAUCAACGCAGCAUCGCGUUCAACAAUGUGUUGAAAAUCCAUGGAAGAAAUGGCACACUGACUCCUCUGGCCUCGCCUCAUAUCCUGAACACACCAACUCGCUGCAACUUCCCGAAAGUGACCCUGGGGAAGACCUACUUUUUUGAUCGGGUUAAUAUGUAUACCGAUUUCAACCAUGACUCUAUUCUCCAGUCAAUCCAUUUCAUUUUUACCACAUGUUCUUAUCAUGAGGUCACUGCUGGUUAAUCUGUUGACCAUUUGACUUGGGAAAUGUAAUUACUCUCUCAUUUCUCAUUACUUUCAUUGAAGUCCGUGUAAAGGCAAUUCCAAGUUUGCUUUCAAAACACAAUAAAUAUGUAGAAAAAUAGUUGCUGUAAACAUGUGAAAAGAGUUUGAAC